AGGUGGCCGUGCUUCUCGUCGGACUACGGAGGCCGGGUUGCCAGCUUACGGUCUUAGGAAAAGAAGAAUUUCUAGACUCUUCAUCAAGAUAUCUUCAUUUUAUACAGCUGUUAAACCCAAGGCUACUGUGGUAAAAGAAUGAAUACAAAUUCAUCUGCUGUAUUAUCAUCCAGUCUACUUGCAAAGGAUCCUGCCUUUCAGAUGAUUACAGUUACCAAGGAAACAGGCCUUGGUCUGAAGAUCCUCGGCGGAAUUAACCGGAAUGAAGGCCCAUUGGUAUAUGUUCAGGAAAUCAUUCCUGGAGGAGACUGUUAUAAGGAUGGUCGUUUAAAGCCAGGAGAUCAACUUGUGUCAGUGAACAAGGAAUCCAUGAUUGGUGUUUCAUUUGAAGAAGCAAAAAGCAUAAUUACCAGAGCCAAGUUGAGGUCAGAAUCGGCUUGGGAGAUAGGAUUCAUAAGACAAAAAUGUGAUGGCAGUCAUCCAGAAAACCUAUCGUGUACAUCUCUUGUAGAAGCUUCAGAAUAUGGACCUCAAGCCUCAACACUUAGUCUUGUUUCUUCUCCCUCUGAAAUACUAAUUCCAAAGACUUCAUCCACUCCCAAAACUAACAAUGCCAUUUUACCUUCUUUUGAGAUAAGUCAGAUAAAAACUGGAUACAACAAAACAGGACAGAUUCCAAUUACUUCUUCAGUAAACAGUUCUACAGACAUCUCUAAUACAGAUAUUACUCCUGCCUGGACUGAUAAUUAUGGGCUACAAGGAAAGAAGAUUUCCCUAAAUCCCUCUGUUCGCCUUAAGGCAGAAAAACUGGAAAUGGCUCUAAACUAUCUUGGUAUUCAGCCCACUAAGGAACAACACCAAGCUCUGAGACAGCAAGUACAAGCAGAUUCAAAGGGGACAGUGUCUUUUGGAGAUUUUGUUCAGGUUGCCAAAAACUUGUUUUGCUUGCAGCUGGAUGAAGCAAAUGUCGGUGCCCAUGAAAUUUCCAACAUACUAGAUUCACAGCCUCUUCCCUGUGAUUCUUUAGAAGCAGAUGAAAUAGAAAGACUUAAGCAUGAAAGAAAUGAUGCCUUGAAAGAAGUGAAUAUACUUAAGGAAAAAUUAUUUGAAUCAGAGAAACGAAGAAAACAAUUGACAGAAGAGCUUCAGAGUGUAAAACAAGAAGCUAAAGCUGUAGUUGAAGAAACAAGAGCCCUACGAAGUCGAAUUCAUCUUGCUGAAGCUGCACAGAGGCAGGCUCACGGAAUGGAAAUGGACUAUGAAGAAGUGAUCCGUCUGUUAGAGGCCGAGAUUACAGAGCUAAAGGCUCAGCUUGCUGAUUAUUCUGACCAAAAUAAAGAGAGUGUUCAGGAUUUGAGAAAAAGAAUCACAGUACUUGACUGCCAAUUGCGAAAAUCAGAAAUGUCUCGAAAAACUUUUGAGGCAUCCACUGAAAAGCUUCUUCAUUUUGUAGAGGCAAUUCAAGAUGUAUUUCCUGAUAAUUCUACUCUUUUAUCAAAUCUAAGUGACAGAAGAGCUGCAUUAGCUUCUCAGACUUCCCUCACACCACUGGGAAGGAAUGGACGUAACAUCCCAGCAAACAUUCCAGCAACACUGGCACUUGAAUCUAAGGAACUUGUUAAAUCUGUCCGUGCCAUGCUUGAUGUGGAUUGUUUACCUUAUGGGUGGGAGGAAGCUUACACAGCAGAUGGAAUCAAGUACUUCAUCAACCACGUCACACAAACCACAUCCUGGACCCAUCCUGUGAUGAGUGUCCUGAAUCUGUCUUGCUCAGAAGAAAAUGAAGAGGAUUGCUCUAGAGAACAUCCCGACCAGAAAAGCUGAUAGUUUUCUGUAGAAGUGGAGCUUUGUGGUCUUCUGGCAUCUCCGUCCCCACAGAUGACUUGAGCAGAGACGUGUAACAGCCAACUCUGAGCUGCAACGAUGUGAAACAGGGGUAAAGCAUGCACUACUUCUUCAAGUGUAAAGUAGAGACUCUGUACUUAGGGUAUUUUUGUAAAACUUUUUGAUAUUACUGUAUACAUUUAAAAGACCAAUUGCCACUGCAGUAGUUCUUAAGAAUAAUCUAGCCACAUUUUUUGAAAUCACAUAUAAUUAGAUUUUAUAAUAUUAUACAUUUUCCAUAUAUAAUUAGAUCUUUGUAAUCUUAUAUGAAGUUCUUCGUAGCAUAUUAGAGAUGAUGGUUUUUAUAAUUAAGACAUGUUGAAAUUAUAUGAACAUAGUGAAAUGCUUCAUUUAUUUGAUCAUU
Carlito syrichta (Philippine tarsier) is the source of this 2248-nucleotide messenger RNA. It is a transcript of the gene STXBP4, whose product is annotated as syntaxin binding protein 4. Gene Ontology annotation, biological process: regulation of insulin secretion involved in cellular response to glucose stimulus; insulin receptor signaling pathway. The record is from RefSeq and is a predicted model, not a curated record. Gene Ontology annotation, molecular function: syntaxin binding. Bases 139 to 1824 code for a protein of 561 amino acids. The transcript has 17 exons. Gene Ontology annotation, cellular component: cytoplasmic vesicle. NCBI's taxonomy places the organism in Eukaryota, Metazoa, Chordata, Mammalia, Primates, Tarsiidae.